Alternaria rosae is the source of this 1844-nucleotide messenger RNA. RefSeq lists its product as uncharacterized. NCBI's taxonomy places the organism in Eukaryota, Fungi, Ascomycota, Dothideomycetes, Pleosporales, Pleosporaceae. The coding region runs from base 108 to 1667 and encodes 519 amino acids. Gene Ontology annotation, biological process: regulation of DNA-templated transcription. Gene Ontology annotation, molecular function: zinc ion binding; DNA-binding transcription factor activity, RNA polymerase II-specific. The record is from RefSeq and is a predicted model, not a curated record. The transcript is spliced from 4 exons.
AGCUCCUGUGUCGCGCCAUCCAAGCACCUGGUUACCUUCAAUUUGUUCCGCGUUAUCUGUCUUGUGAAUAUCGCGAACCCUCAUCACCGCCUUCAGAUCAACACCAGAUGGCGGAGCAGAUACCUGCGGGCGUGCUUUGGUGCCGCCAGUGCAACAAGCCUUUCACCAAACAAUCAACGUUGAAACGUCAUGGAUACUAUUGUCGGUCCAACACGAAAGCAUCAGUGCCGAGACGGCGAUCAUGUGUUGCUUGCGCCAAGUCGAAGACCGCCUGUGAUAAUAUAGUACCCGGAUGUUCACGCUGCAUUCAGAAGGGUCUCAUCUGCCAAUACCCGUCCAAAUCUGCAAGGCAAAAGCGUGACACUGGGCGUCGAGCUACGUCCAACGAUCUGUAUAGUCCCCGUGACAGUCAUGUAAAUUCGACCGUGCCAACAGUGGCCGAUCAAACUCAUGGUCUCCAAGCUACUACACCAGGCAGCGAUGUCCCCAUACUCUUCGACGAUAUACCGUGGAGCCUCGACGAUAUGACGGCCUUUGAUGGUUACACGCUACCUACGUCUCAGUCAACUUUUCCUCUAGUCACACCAUCUUCAGCGGCAUCAACCAGCCCGACGAUCACUUCGCCCUCUCCAUUGUUACUGGAAACAAAAGAUUCAAUCUCCCACGAACAGAAUGCACCUACUCAUCCGCGGGACCGGAACCAGAGACAGCAGUUGUUAAGCUUUUCCAUCUCACCGGCCCCUAGUUUGAACGUUCGAUCAAUGAUACAACGGCCGAAGACGCACCAGGGAGCGGAAAGAGCGGCCAGCCUGGUCUUCUACACAUUGAAAUCUUACCCGCUGAUGCUGCGACAAAAUACCCUGCCACCUUUCAUACACCCGAGCUACGUGUCUUUUACGGAUGAAGGCGCAACGACUGAGCCGCUUGAGAAUUGCAUAGCCUUGAUACUUAUGAUGGCGAAUGGAGUCAAGGGAAGCCGGAAGUUUUUCUGGCGGAACGUGAGAAUCGAGUGUGAACGCAUCUGUGACCAGAACCAAUCCCUCAAUAAAUGGGAGCUACUUGGUGCUAUGCAAGCGCUUUCAAUAUACAUAUUGAUUCGUCUUGACGAAGGCGAGACUGAGCACAAUAAUCUGGACUAUCUUUUAGAGAGGGCGGUCAUCCUCGUGGCAAUACAGCUUUCUCGCGACGAUUUCGAUUGUUAUAUGCAUGACGUACCAUGUCGCAGCAAAUCAGAUAACAGCUGGCAAGACUGGGUCUACAAAGAAUCUAGGCGAAGACUCGCAGUCAUCUAUCGCAUCCUAAACAAGCUCGUCUUCUUCGACCCAGCAGCCAUGUGCGACAUGCCCACUGAGUUCGUAAUCGCGCCUCUGCCAUCUAAACGGCAACUCUGGGAAGCGAGGGAUGCGAAUGAGUGGCAAAUACAACGGCAAAAUGAGCCGCAAGAAGAAGUAUCAUUUGCACUGGCUGUCGACGGUGAGAUCGUCAAGCUGGACCAGGGUCGGUUGUCCUGCCAAGAUGCGUGGUUGCCAUGUGUUCCGUUAGAUAACGAGGCACCUCCUCAAACUCACGCGAGUAGAUCUAGUCGUAGUGCGGCCUGCUGGGCCGAAUGGUGCUCUGGUACGGACAGCAUGGGUGGGUUGAUCAUGCUUACGGCCUCUAUGGCAUAGCGAUAUGGCUUGAUGGCUUCUACCGAGAUAUACCAACAGUGAAACAUCGAUGAGUAUUCAUGUACAAGUAUGCAUGACAUACCAGCCGGCAAAAGCGCCACCCCAUCUGAACAGAAUCAGUGCGGCGGGUUUUCACUAGUGUCGGGCGGAACAAUUUAUACGCCAAGCGGGAUUUGU